GUGAUAUCCAAAUACUUUCCUUAUUUUAUUCCAGGUUUUGUACUUUGUUCUGUCGUUAUGUAUUACUAUUACAGGGACUGGGGAGAUUAAAAGUUCUCUCAAUGUAAGUAGAAUACAUUUUUGAAAGCAUUAUAUCAGUAGCCUGAUUUUAAGUUAUUUAAACUUAAUGCGGGAUUCGUGAAAUAUUAUGGUAAAAGUAUUCUUCUUGGACUGGCACCGGAUUUGUAAGCGGAAAGCUACAUUUAAUUUCAAACUAAAUCUAGAGCACAUUGUAAAAUAAAGUACUAAUGCAUCAAUAACCCCCAGCCAAUCACAACGCGCCCUUCCUGCUAGACCAUGACGUCACACAGCGCGGCUUCUCCACAGGUGAUUGGUGCCCGGCGCCGACCAAUCACAAUCCGUCCUUCACAGCAAAGUUGUUAACCCCCAACAGUAGCACUUUGCUUUCCACCUCUCUAGUUUCAGCUGCUCGGCUACUAGAAACUAACAUUUAGAGACUAACCGGCGGGAUUAAAGAUGAUAUCGACGGUGAUUAUCGAUCGGACGGAGAUGAUCGAUCAGACCGAGUGGGGAUUGAGCGGAAGGAAUAACACCCAUGUCGGCUCGCACUGCUUGCGUCGUGGGUCCGAUUCCCCGGCGUAUUUACCAGUGACCUGCGCUACAUGUCCCCGGUCCUGGUCCCGGGUGGGACCCAGGCCGCCCGGGGAUGAAUUCCCGGCCUGGUGAGUCUUCAUCCCGGGUUGGGGGACCGAGCGGCUGCCCCGGGAGGGCCGCUCCGUGAUGGGGCUUCUGGCGUCAAAUGAUUUCAGACACGCAAUCAAAUUCCUGGCUGGCUGGAGCACCACCUCCAGCGCGCCAUCUCGGCCCAGCAGGUGUACGGAGAGAAGAGGGACAACAUGGUGAUCCCGGUGCCCGAGGCGGAGAGCAACAUCCCCUACUACGAGGCCUUCUACCCCGGGGACUUCAACAUGCCAAAGCAGCUCAUUCACAUACAGCCUUUCAGCCUGGACACAGAGCAGCCCGACUACGACCUGGACUCGGAAGACGAGGCCUUCGUGGUCAAGCUUAAGAAGAAGAUGGAGAUCAGCUUCCACCAGUUUGAGGAGAUGCUGGACCGCCUGGAGAAGGGGAGUGGACAGCAGCUGGUGAGUCUCCCCGAGGCCAAGCUGCUCCUGAAGGAGGACGACGAGCUGAUCCAGGAGGUGUUCGACUACUGGAGCCGCAAGAGGAAGGUGGGCAAGCCGGGCUGCCUGCUGGCCGUGGUGAAGCAGGAGAAGAGGGACGGAUCCAGCACCAGCGACCCCUACGUGGCCUUCAGGCGGAGGACCGAGAAGAUGCAGACCCGCAAGAACCGUAAGAACGACGAGGGGUCGUACGAGAAGAUGCUGAAGCUGAGGAGGGACCUGAGCCGAGCCGUCACCAUCCUGGAGAUGAUCAAGAGGAGGGAGAAGAGCAAAAGGGAGCUGCUGCACCUCACCCUGGAGAUCUUCGAGAAGAGGAACGUGAUGUCUGACUACAGCGGGGAGGUGAUGGCGGAGGUCCUGGCCCAGCAGGCCCUGGUCAAGCCCCAGAUCAUCCCCCUGGUCCCCAUCGUCAACCAGUACCGCCACCAGGACCACCUGGACCUCAAGCCUGAGAAGGCGGAGGUCCCGCGGCAGAAGAGGAAGUACGAGAAGAAGCAGAAGGUGGUUGCCGCGGCGCCCGGCCUCCCCCACCACCCCGGCCCCGCCCUCUUCAACGCCAAGGACCUCAACCAGUACGAUUUCCCCAGCUCGGACGAGGAGCCCUACGCCCAGCUGCACUCUGGGUCCUCGGAGGCGGAGGAGGAGAACGACCCCGACGGCGUCUUCGCCUUCCGCAGGAAAGCAGGCUGCCUCUACAACACGUCCCUCCAGGAGCGUGUUGGGUGCUGGCCUUGGACGGAUCCGUCGGAGGGUGGGGUGGAGGACGGACGCUACCGCUACAGCCUCGCCACCCUCACCAUCCCCCGACGCUGCCUGGGCCUGGCCCGACGGAGGAUGGGCCGGGGCGGCAGGGUUCUGCUGGACCGGGCGCACACGGACUACGACAACGUGUUCCACCGGCUGGACCCGGAGACCCUCCUCCUCCCCCCCUCCCGGGCGCCUCCUCGUCUCCUCCCUCCUCCUCCCCCUUCGCACUCGGCCCUCACAGAGAAACUCUCCAGUACCUCAGACACGAAUACCUCGGAGCGCAGGAGCGCCUCCACCGCGCCCCCCGCCGGCGGCUCCUCCUCCUCCUCCUCCUCCUCCUCGUUGUCGCGCUGCUCCUCAGACCUCAGUCACCUCCUGUUGAACAUUAAGGCGUGCCGCUGGCGCCACUUCCGGCCUCGAACACUACCGCCGCACGCACUGGCCGACGCCCACCCCCUCUUCAGACGCCUCAGCCGGGGUCUGAGGCGGCCCGGCCCGGACGGCGGCUCCCUGGGGGGCCCCGCGGCCCCUAGCAGGCCGGCCCCCCCUCCCGUCGUGGCGCUAACAGCAGAACAGUACCAGCACCACCAGGACCAGCUGGCCCUCAUGCAGAAGCAACAGCUGGAGCAGCAGACGCACAGCAGCACCGCUGCCCACAGCGCCCCUGGCCUUGUCUCCAAGACGUUGGACGUAGCUAGCGCCCAGCUGGCUGCAUCGGCGCUGCUGACCAGCGAGCAGGUGCUCGCCUUCAAGGCCAAGGAGGACACGCCUCCGGGGGGCGGAGUCAAUGGCGUCCUGCCGCCCUCAGGUGUUUUCAAAGGUCUGGUCCUCCAGGGCACAGCGUCCCCCGCCCCUCCCUCCAACACCGCCACAAGCUCCGCCUUCCUCCAUCCUGGCAACGUCCUAAACUCCGCCCCCAGCUCCAAUAACAACGGCACCAGCCACGGUGUCAUGCCCAACGCUCCCACUGCAACCACUCAGGUGCUGCUAGGCAACAACAACAGUCUCCGCCUGGCGCUGCCCAACGCCAAGCGGCCCCACGGCUACGCCCCCCGGACACUGAGCAGCGCCGUGACCACGUCGGCCCUAAAGCUAGCCGCCGCCGCCAACUGUCAGAAGAACAAGGUCCCCGCCAACUCGCCCUCGCCCAUGGACCUUGUGCCCAGGGAGAACCACGAUCAAGACCAGCCUGCGCUGAGCAGCCUAUCAGAGAACACGUUGGCCAUGGAGGUUACGUAGCCCCGCCCCCCAGGCCACGCCCACCUCAGCUCCACUCUUCCUGGUUGGCCCUGGAGAUGCACUGCGCCUUUUAGGAGCCAAGAGUCCAGGCUGCUGGGCGGGGACGGGGUGGGGGGGGGGGGUUGCGCACGGACACACACACACAAACACACACACGCCGUCUCCACGGCAACCGUUUCGGGACUUAAUUGCAAUGCUCGUCUGGUAUGUUUUUUGUUUCCCCCUCCCUAAUUGGUUACUGUUGAUAAGAGAUGGAUGUGUGUAAAUUAUGACCUUGGAGACGAUGUGUACAGAAAUGCAUAUUUGUAAAGCCCCCGCCCCCCACCCCCUCUUGUAUAUAACAUUACUUGAAUACAGAACUGUUCAUCUGUGAGGUUUGCACUCGGAUGUCAGCGAAAGAACAAAUAUCAAAUUUAAAAUAGAAAAUGUGUUAAACUGCAACGUGUGUGCGUCGGCGUGUCUGCGACUGCGUGUGUAACAGCGUUUGUGUGUGCGUCAGUGUGUACGUGUGUGUGAGUGCGCAUGUGUGUGUGUGUGACAGCGUGUGUGUGUGUGCCUGCCACAACGGUCUGUUGUAUUUAUUGUGCGUGUUUAUGAGCCGUUCUUCCUUUAGUCCCUCUUGUGUUCUCCGUGCCGUCUGUGUUUAGCACUAGGUGUAUACGUCUCCCUGCGUUAGUCUGUAUGUCGUGAGGGGAAGGCCUGGUCCUCGUCUCCAGUCGGUCCAUUUUGUUCGUGUUGAGUCAGUGAUGACGUUGCGUUUAUCAAGGUUCUGAGUGACGGAAGGGCCUCUCCCCCCCGCACGCACCGUAAUGGAACAGUCCAUCUGUGGCGUGAUCUUUGGCAGUUGGUUUAAUCGGUUUCCCACACAAGCUCUUCCAUCGUAAAUUAUUCCAGAGACGAGAAACAAAGCGUCGGGAAAUUGAGUCUGGUUCCCUGAAGACUUGGCUGCUUCUGACGUAUCUAGCACUAUGAUUCAUCUUUUUAGAUUUAUUUUUUAUUGAUGCUGCUUGUUUGUAUGAUUUUGGGUUUUGUUUUUUUCUGGUCUGUGCCAGUCGGCACUUUUCUACCCUCAAGGAUAACCCCACCGUCACAUCCACCUCAUUUUGUGAAAAAGAUAUUUUUGUAAGAAAUGUUUUGUUAUGAUUGUAUGUCUCCUCGAAGAAAAAGUCACUCUUUUGUCACUUGUCAAUCUAAAAAAAAUGUAAGGGAGAAAAAUCGCAGUACUUGUCUCGACAUUAAUCAUCAUUCCAGUUUUGACGUAAUACAAAAUGAAAUAAAUAAACAAAUGUAUUAAGUGAAACGACAAAAAAAAAAAAAGUUAACAAACUGAUUAUUUUUCCUUGCUUUGGGAUGUCUGAAGGCCGGGCAGACGCUAGUGGAAUCUGGUGCCUUCUUUGGAAAAAAGAUUCAAUAAACUCCAUGCCCUCUCUUCUGUGAAGAGUUUGGUUCUGAACUAACAAAUGUGUGCGUUGAUUUUCUCUGGGUCCUCAGUUUCCAUGUCUACGCCCUUCACUACCCUAAAAACCAGCAGGCCUGGUGAGCCUUCGUUGAUUUUACAAGGCUGAUGUUUACAACAUCACGAAAGCUGACCGACCCAUGAGUGGGGUCUAAUGCUUCUACAAAAGGGUUUAUCCAUGAAGCAUGACUCAUCUAGAAGUCCAGAUCAGCUUCCCAUGAAUAGAAUUACAUGAAUCAUCUAACUUGAUUCCCAGACUUGGCCAUGUCUAUUGUCUAACCCUUUAUCUGAUAAUGAUCCUCUCUCUCUUGGAGGGCUAUGGGUGGGUUUGGAUGUAUUGCUCCAUGGCUAAGUGGCAGAAACGUAAGCGACUCAAGCGUUCCUACAUUGUCGAAAUACUGGAGUUCAUCCUCUGGAUAAAGAAAAUAAACGAAAUCCUGUUUGAUAGUAACGUAGGUGCAACAUUCUCGCUGUAUCCCCAUAAAGCAGCGGCUGAGAUGCGCCCAUCCUAGAAACGGUACCGUAAGACAUUCAUGCUCCCUCAGCGUAGUACGCCGGUACUGUGCUGACCUCUAGCGGCUUCACCCCCGAAACAUGCAUGGUAAGUCGCUUCACUAAGUUGCUAGGCAACACUGACGAGCUUGCGGUUGGUUGGAAUGCCGUUGGAGAGCAAAAAAUUAUAGUUUGUAGGAAUUAUACCUGCUGCCAGUACGGUUCAUAUUAUACAUAUACUUU
Molecule: messenger RNA, 5361 nt
Organism: Gadus chalcogrammus (walleye pollock)
Lineage: Eukaryota; Metazoa; Chordata; Actinopteri; Gadiformes; Gadidae
Product: enhancer of polycomb homolog 1-like
Exons: 14
Coding region: 897-3170 (757 amino acids)
Biological process (GO): regulation of transcription by RNA polymerase II
Cellular component (GO): piccolo histone acetyltransferase complex
Source: RefSeq, a predicted model, not a curated record